Pichia membranifaciens NRRL Y-2026 is the source of this 2127-nucleotide messenger RNA. RefSeq lists its product as hypothetical. The transcript has a single exon. Gene Ontology annotation, biological process: carbon catabolite repression of transcription. The coding region runs from base 1 to 2127 and encodes 708 amino acids. NCBI's taxonomy places the organism in Eukaryota, Fungi, Ascomycota, Pichiomycetes, Pichiales, Pichiaceae. Gene Ontology annotation, molecular function: protein binding. The record is from RefSeq and is a predicted model, not a curated record. Gene Ontology annotation, cellular component: cell division site; nucleus; cell tip.
AUGUAUAUUCCUCCAGACCUUUCCAGAUACAACCCAAAACCGGUGAUUUAUUCACAGUUCUUGGCUUCUAGCAUAUAUCCUGUUCAGAUAACAGACCCGAAUACCGUCUUUUGUGUUGAUAAAGAGGAAUUCAGAUUCACGUGCUUGAAUUCUGUCUAUGAACCCGAUGUCGCUUUACGAAUAGCAAGGACUCCUUUGUCUCCGUCUGAUCCGUUCACAUACGCCGCUUUAUCGAAAUUCACAGAAUAUUAUCUCCGGAAAUUUCACUCGAGUACGGGUGCACAGUCAUCUAACCAGAUAGACAAGCCUCCAUUGAAUGUCCCGAAAGAACUGAUAGCAGCUCAGUCCGAUGGAAAGACUGAGAUAUUGCUAGUAGGUUCCCUUUUGAAUCCUUUAGUAUCGGAUAGCUACAAACCUGUUCAUCUAACCCCAGGAUGUAUUUCGAGCAUAGUCAAUUUCACGAAAGACAAUGCAUCUCAUGAAGCGCCUAACACGUUGAGCAACAAGCUUUUUGGAAAAACUAGGAAUACGAAAGGCAAUGUUGAUCUGAAUAAUAAGCAGCCGAAAACCAGUUUGAACAGAAACAGUUCAGCUUUCAUCGAGCGUAUCGCAACCUGUGACAAUUACAUGAAGAAGAUGAGCAAUGCAGAAUCUCUCCUGAUUUCUGUCCACGGCAGAGUGCUUAAUAUCAUAGCAUUAGAUCAAAAUCCACGGGAAAUUGAAAUUGACUCACCGUGCUUGAGACUGAUUCUCUCUAACGGUAUAAUCACGUGCUUUACUUCUUUCGAGUACACAACAACAUCAGGUGAAAAGAAUCUGGAUAUACUUUUCGGGUUUGCUACUGGAGAUAUUUUGUGGCUAAAUCCGCUUCGCAUGAAAUAUUCAAGGUGGAACAAAAACGGAAAGAUAAAAAGCGGCUUAAUUACAUCCCUCCAAUGGUCAAAAUGCGGUAAGUUUGCAAUAGCCGGCUUUGCAGAUGGUGAAGUCCUAACAUUUAGCCGCAAUUUGGAAGACCCUGAAUCUGCUUACCAACCUACUGUCCAAAUUAAAGAAAGACAUAUGAGAACUGUCAGGAGUUUGAAAACGCAACAAAAUCAAAGCGCAAAUCCGGUGGCUCACUACAAAUUCUCCAAAAAACCCAUCACACAUGUAACGAUUCAUCCAAUUUUUCACAACGUUGUAGCAUUGACAUCAGAUGAUGGUUUACUCCGGAUUUUUGAUCUACUAACCGAAACCAUAACUGAUAUUGUACCUUCAUACUACGCUGGUUUGUUAGUGACCGAGUUCACCCCAGAUGGGAAAUACAUAGCAGUCGGUGGGGAGGAUGAUAUUGUUUCCAUUUUUGAGUUUCAAUUCUUGAACUUUUUUUCAUCUCCAAGCGAAUCCGGGUUAUUGAAACUUGUGACAAGAUUGCAAGGUGCUAAAUCGUGGAUAAAAGGAAUUGUGAUUGGCUCCAACGGUUUGAACUCUUCGUUGAGCUAUACCAUUGGGACUGCAAGUGAUGACGGCUAUAUAAGGUUCUACGAGUUUCAGCCUAGAGCUCUCCGGAAGGUGAAAAGACACGCUCAUGUCGCAAGUGCAAGUUAUAUAGGCACCCCCAAGUUCCAAAUGCAACGGGGUUUUUCAAACUCCUCUGUCGAACCAAGUCUAGAUUCAAGAAAGAAGAAGUUGGCAAAUAGAUCGAGCAACACGCUAGUUUCGAUGAACAAUACGAACAACCACUUAUCUCUUCUUGAAAUAAUUAAUCAAGGCUCGUCAUCGACUUCUUUGCAGCAAUUACAACCGCAGACUUCCGUGCAUUUGAAGUUGGGGGAAAAUAAUAUGGUGAACUCUUCGGCCCAAUCAGAAAACAGGAAGCUCGAGUUGAUGAAAAUUAACGCUUUGUUCAAAAAUAAAACUACAUCAGCUGUUUCAAUACUUCUCCGUGAUUCCAGGUUUGCUACUCCACAUAUUCACACAGUAUCAGGUAUGAACACUGUGCCUAAUGUUCUACCUGUGAGUGAAAAGAAUGUUAACUUGGGCAGGCUCAGCGGAUUGCACAUGAGUAAAGAAUUUGUAUGGGCUUUUGUAGCCACGGGGGACUUGAUUAGGUGGAAAAAACACGAGUCCUAUUCUAAUGCCUUUUAG